AUGGCCAGAAAAUUAAUGUCCAUACGGAAAUUGUUCAAAAUGUCCUCUGCGUGUUUAAACCAAAUACCACUCUCCAAUCCGCAAGCACACGUCAUCGUAGUCGGCACCGGCCUAGCCGGCCUCUCCGCCGCAACCCAACUAACAACACACAACAUCCCCGUAAUCCUGCUCGACCGCGCGGACCGACCUGGAGGAAACAGCAUAAAAGCAUCAUCCGGGAUAAACGGGGCUCCGACGAGAUUCCAGCCUGUGCCAGACGACGAGUUCUACAACGACACCGUCCGGUCAGCGGGGAAACCGCUUUCGACAGCAGCUGCGGAGGAUCGGGAACGCCGCGAGAGGUUGAGUUCAACUGUUACUAAUGCCUCCAAGGAUGCGGUUUACUGGCUUUCUGAUGAGAUGGGGGUGGACCUUAGUAAAGUUGCGCAGCUGGGUGGGCAUUCGAAGCCGAGGACGCAUCGCGGAGCUGGAGGGAAGCCGCCAGGGGCUUCGAUUGUUGGGGCUCUUUUGGAGGGAUUAAAGAGUAAUCCGUUUGCUGAGAUCCGGACGAGAUCGCGCGUGACGAAGGUGUUGAAGGAGGCGAGGGAGGUUGUGGGGGUUGAGUAUGUUGGUGGUGGUGAUGGAGAGGAAGCCCGAACGCUCCGUGGGCCGGUUGUCUUUGCCAGUGGAGGGUUUGCUGGUGAUGUCCGUGGAAUGGUAUCAAAGUAUAGAUCAGAUCUGGCAGGGCUGCCUUCAACGAACGAGGCCAGAGAAGGGUCUCAGCCAUUGUUGGCUGACGUUGGUGCGAGGUUGACUGAUAUGGAGGAGAUCCAGGUCCACCCGACGGGCUUCCUGGACGAAAAGGAACAAUCGGCGACGGUGAAGUUCCUUGCUGCAGAGGCCCUGCGAGGUGAAGGUGGGAUACUGCUGUUGAAUAACGGUGCGAGGUUCGUCAAUGAGCUGCAGACAAGAGAGCAUGUCACGGACGCCGUCACCAAGUCUGCCUCAACAUUGGAGACAGAUCUUCGACAAUGGGACGUUACCCUCUUACUCGAUGAGGGUGCUGCAUCUGCUCUGGACUCCCAUAUGCAGUUCUAUCUGUGGAAGGGUUUAAUGCGCAAGACGACAAUGGCGGAGCUAGCGCAGGCUGUCGUCAACACCGUUCAAGAAUACGCCGACGUGGUCUCUGGCAAGAAAGCAGACCCAUACGGCCGGGAAUUCUUUGGCAACUGGACACUCAGCGAUGUCAAACCGGAAUCUGUUGCAUAUGUGGGCAAGGUGACGCCGGUGCUGCACUUCACCAUGGGCGGAGUGCUGUUCAACGACGAUAGCCAGGUCCUCGACGCAGAGUACGAACCAAUACGUGGUCUGUGGGCAGCAGGAGAAGUGACAGGGGGGCUACAUGGCCAGAACCGUCUUGGAGGGUCAUCAUUGCUUGAAUGUGCAGUCUUUGGCAGGAUUGCUGGCAAUGGGGCAGCGGCCUUCUACCAGCAGCAUUAUGUAGGUGUAUAG
Aspergillus puulaauensis is the source of this 1491-nucleotide messenger RNA. RefSeq names its product putative FAD dependent oxidoreductase (gene frdA). Gene Ontology annotation, molecular function: oxidoreductase activity; FMN binding. NCBI's taxonomy places the organism in Eukaryota, Fungi, Ascomycota, Eurotiomycetes, Eurotiales, Aspergillaceae. The transcript has a single exon. Bases 1 to 1491 code for a protein of 496 amino acids. The record is from RefSeq and is a predicted model, not a curated record.